This is a messenger RNA of Prorocentrum cordatum, 237 nucleotides long. NCBI's taxonomy places the organism in Eukaryota, Dinophyceae, Prorocentrales, Prorocentraceae. The record is from the annotation of a GenBank genome assembly.
GCGGGGGCCCUGUUCGUGAGGGCAGUCGGGGCUCGGUCUCAGGGGGCCGACUCCGUCUAUGGCGCCGCGCCCCAGCCAGUCUGCGCUCUGGCGAGGGCCGUUUGGGAGAAGUGGUCGCCGAUUGGCCAGCUCGGGGCCACUGUCAGCGGCUACGCCAUGGACAUCGCCAGGCGCCUCGGCUACACGCUGCGCGGCUUCGAGAAGUGGGCCAGCCCCGCUUGCAACGGGCACUUCAAC